Molecule: messenger RNA, 1903 nt
Organism: Anthonomus grandis grandis
Lineage: Eukaryota; Metazoa; Arthropoda; Insecta; Coleoptera; Curculionidae
Product: cilia- and flagella-associated protein 251-like
Exons: 6
Coding region: 102-1847 (581 amino acids)
Cellular component (GO): extracellular region
Molecular function (GO): chitin binding
Source: RefSeq, a predicted model, not a curated record
AAUAGUAUCAGACAUGUCAAUAAAAAGGCUUUUUUACGAUUACGAUAUAUAAAACGGAUAAAAUUUAAAAUUAAUUAAUAGUCGUCCCGAUAAUUUUCACAAUGAGGUCGACAGUCGUUCUUUUAAUAUGCAUCUUAAUUAAUAGCAACGCGAACGCUAGAUACCUGAAAAGCAACCUUUUAUCUUCCGUUGACUGUUCAAUACCGUCAAACCAAGUGAUUUUGCAUCCGCAUCCCACCGACUGUACCCAAUAUCUCCAAUGCGUCCAUGGAUCCCCCAUGGAGAGACCGUGCGCUCCCGGAACUGAAUUUAAUGAUCAAAUAGGAAAUUGUGACCAUCCAUGGGCCGCGAAUUGCUCCAGAGAUCCCCCAGUAGAGGAGGUGGAAGAAUCAGACAGUGAUAAUGAAAGCGAACAAGUAAAACCAGAACCUGAGUCUGAAGAGAACGCAAAUGAGGAAUCCGAACAAGUGGAUAAUGAGAAAAGUAACGAGGACGAUGAAGGAAAGGAAGCUUCUGAGGAAAACCAACCGGAGACAGAUAACGAAAAUGAAAACAAACAACCAGAAUCCGAAGAAGCAAAAGAGCCAUCGAAUGAAUCAGAAGAGAAGCCGGCAGAUAAAUCGGAAGAAGAUAGCGAAUCGCCUCAAAACCCUGAUGAGGACAAAAAAGACUCUGAAGAGGCCAAUGAUAGUCAGCCAGAGGUAGAAGACGUUCCGGAUAAAUCAGAAGAACAAACCGGGGAGGAUAAAGAGAAACCAGAAUCCAAAGAAGAGGAAUCAGAGAACGUUCCAGAAAAAUCAGAAGAACAAAACGAGGAAGAUAAAGAAGCUGAUGAAGAGAAGCCAGAAUCCAAAGAAGAUGAAUCAGAGAACGUUCCAGAAAAAUCAGAAGAACAAAACGAGGAGGAUAAAGAGAAACCAGAAUCCAAAGAAGAGGAAUCAGAGAACGUUCCAGAAAAAUCAGAAGAACAAAACGAGGAGGAUAAAGAAGCUGAUGAAGAAAAGUCAGAAUCCAAAGAAGAAGAAUCAGAAAACGUUCCAGAAAAAUCAGAUGAACAAAACGAAGAGGAUAAAGAAGCUGAUGAAGAGAAGCCAGAAUCCAAAGAAGACGAAUCAGACAACGUUCCCGAUAACACCGAAGAACCAACAGAAGAGAAUAACGAGCCUUCGCAAAGUCCUGAAGAUGAAAGAGAAAAUGAACCUGAAGAAAAACCAUCCAACGAAGAUCAGCAAGAGGACAGUUCAGAAAAACCAGAAGAACAAAACGAGGAGGAGGAUAAAGAAGCUGAUGAAGAAAAACCGGAAUCCAAAGAAGAUGAAUCAGAAAAUGUUCCCGAUAACACCGAAGAACCAACAGAAGAGAAUAACGAGCCCUCUCAAAGUCCUGAAGACGAAGAAAAACCAUCAGAAUCCAAUGAAGAUCAGACAGAAGAACAAGAACCAUCGGUAGAAGAUGAAACCGUCACAGAACCCGAAGUUACAGAAUCAUCAUCGGGAUCAGAUGAGUUGGAAAAUGAAGUUACUGAGCCCAAUGAGAGUGAAGAAGGAUCUACAACAGAAGUAGAUGCACCAAUAGUCCCAGGGGAAGAUGAGGAAGAACUUUCUACUCCUUCGUCUGAUAGUGUGGAAGAAACUGAAAAUGCUGAAGGUUCUGGCAGCGAAGAAGAAGAAACAGCAGAUGAACUAAGCGCUUGUGCUAAGCAACCUAACGAGGUCUUUGUAAUACCAGCUCCAAAUAAUUGUAAUCAAUUCAUACUCUGUAUGUUCGGACAAAGCCAUCUUAUGACCUGUGAAUCUGGAUACCAUUUUGACCAAGAGUCCAAAAUCUGCGUCGAAGGUGUUUGUUAAUUAAUAUUUUAUUAAUGUAUUCAUAAUAGUAAAUAAAGUAGUGUAAAUAUUUUUCA